Messenger RNA from Macadamia integrifolia, 791 nucleotides. RefSeq lists its product as uncharacterized. NCBI's taxonomy places the organism in Eukaryota, Viridiplantae, Streptophyta, Magnoliopsida, Proteales, Proteaceae. The coding region runs from base 202 to 534 and encodes 110 amino acids. The transcript is spliced from 3 exons. The record is from RefSeq and is a predicted model, not a curated record.
GCACUGGUGGGGGUGUGGUGCUAAAUUACGCCAUCAGAGGCUAUGGCCCAGCUGUGGGCUAAUGGUCCAUAGAUGGCAUUUACGUUAUUUAAAUGACGUCGAAGGGCAUUUUGUACUGUAUUUCAACUUUGGCAUAUCCAUAAUCCACUCAUGGAGGUCUAGUUGGAGUAGGGAUUUUUGUGUCUUCUUUCUGCAGCUUUAAUGGCGAUAUCAAUUGUAUCUGCAAAGCUCAAUUUUUCACAUGCAUUUCCAUUCUCAAAUUCAAUAAAGAGUCGUUCAUCAAAGACAGCGCAUUGCAUGCCGCUCCAGCAGAGCCAAGAACAGGAGGAUGGUGGAAUUAUGUGUGAACCUUGCAAAGGCAAAGGAUGGCUGCUUUGUGGUUUUUGCAAUGGACAAAAAACCAACGUGAAAGCAGAAAACAACCGAAUCUACCGUCGCUGUCCAUCAUGCAGAGCUAUCGGAUAUGUCUUGUGUUCAAAGUGCAAAGUUUAUAAGUGUGUUACUUACCCAAACUACAGUGAUGGUGGGCUCUGAUUAUCUCUUUCAUCUCCAGUUUUUCUUCAUGUACGUUGAGACCUUGAGAAGUUUCUACAUUUAGAGGUACCUGAGUGUGUACAUUUACUCACACUAAUGGCUAUGCAAUGGCUAAUUGUAUUAUUUUGGUCAAUUCUACUUGAAGUAUAGAGCAAGUUCUUAAUUGUUUUUACUUAAGGGCUUGGAUCUUCCUCUGUAGACUGUAUAUUGCUGUAUUCAUAGCCAAAAUGGCCAGUUAAUCCCAUUUGAUUUAUACA